Molecule: messenger RNA, 1494 nt
Organism: Colletotrichum navitas
Lineage: Eukaryota; Fungi; Ascomycota; Sordariomycetes; Glomerellales; Glomerellaceae
Product: FAD binding domain-containing protein
Exons: 6
Coding region: 1-1425 (474 amino acids)
Molecular function (GO): FAD binding
Source: RefSeq, a predicted model, not a curated record
AUGUCUGCGUUCUGCUCAGCCUUGGCGAAAGAAAAAGAGCUCGAGGGCAAAGUGUUUUCACACCAAGACCCUUUCUACGACAGACGGCUCGGGACCUACUACUCUGCCAACGCUGCUCAGGCGCCCUGGUGUAUGGUGCUUCCGAAAGCCACUUCGGAUGUGUCGAGAAUUGCACAAGUUCUCGAAAGAAACAACUGCCCCUUCGGCAUGCGCAGCGGUGCUCACUCGGCCUUCAGCGGCUCCAACGGCGUCAAGGAUGGCGUCACCGUUGACUUUGGCCACAUGAACAGUACUACAUACAACAAAAAGACAAAGAUAGCAUCAAUAGGGCCUGGCGCAGACUGGGGCAGUGUUUACACCGCCCUCGAACCUUAUGGCGUCUCUGCCGUAGGCGGCAGAGCGUCUGUCGUCGGCGUUGCAGGCUUCACCACUGGUGGUGGCUACUCAUUUCACACCAACUCCGCGGGUUGGGCCUGUGACAAUGUCGCCAACUUCGAGGUUGUUCUCUACAACGGCCACGUCGUAAAUGCGAAUUCGAAGGAUAAUGCGAACCUCUGGAAGGCGCUAAAGGGAGGCUCCGGGAACUUUGGCUUCGUCACCAGGAUCGAUCAGCACACUGUCAAGGGGAACCAAAUGUGGGGGGGGUUCGUCGGCUACGACCAGAGCAAAAGAGACGCUGUCUUCAAGGCCUACCUCAACUUCGCCCACAACAUGGACAAGGAUCCCUACAGCCAAAAUAUCGUGGCAUUGACAUACGAUAAGACUGGAUUCAACUUGAGGUCCAUCCUGUCCAACGUCCAAGCCAAGACAGAUGCUCCCGCCUUCAGCGAGUACUUCUCCAUUGCCAACACCUCCAGCACCCUCAAGGUCGGAUCAAUCGCCGACCUUGUUCCGCAGUUCACUGGCCCUACUCCCUUGGGACUGUACGCCAACUGGAUGGUCGGCCAAACAGCCAGCGAUUUUCGCAUAAUGGACUUCAUUGACAAGAAGCACAAGGAGUACACUCGGAAAAUGGCCGCCGCCGCCCCGGGCUCCGAUUUCGAUGUUCUCGUCCAGUUCCAGCCGGUCACCAAAUCCAUCGUCGAGCACGGCCUCAAGAACGGCGGCAACUCCAUGGGCCUAGAAGACGUCGUCGCCGAUGGUCCCAGUCUUAUGUGGCUCAUUGCCUUGACGGUUGAUACCAUAGAGAACCAGAGGGUCAUUCUCCCCCUGGCCCUCGAAUACCGAGAAGCGAUUGACAACUAUGCGAAGUCGCUCGGGUUGUACAAAGACUGGAGAUAUCUCAACUAUGCCUGGAAAGACCAACAACCACUCUCAUCUCACGGCAAGCAAACCGUCAAGUUCCUUAGGUCCGUUUCAGAGGCGUAUGACCCCCAUGGCGUUUUCCAAAACCUGCGGAAGACAGGCUUCAAACUCCGUGGUUAGGAUUGAGCGUUAAGCACGGCAUAGAAGCGUGAUUUUAUAGUUAAUAUUUCUAAUGUAAUCAUAAUACCC